Messenger RNA from Racocetra fulgida, 693 nucleotides. NCBI's taxonomy places the organism in Eukaryota, Fungi, Glomeromycota, Glomeromycetes, Diversisporales, Gigasporaceae. The record is from the annotation of a GenBank genome assembly.
AUGGGGAUCACCUUGGGAACAAAUAAAGAUCCUAAUGACCUUUCAACACCAGAAAAGGCUGGUUUAAUGUAUAUUACAGGUGAAGAGGACGGUUCACCCGUAAAGGUUGAUGUAGCUAUAACAGAUUGCUCACUUAUUGAAUGUCAAGUUGCUUCAUUAGCAAACAUUGCUAGCAAUUAUCUCAUUUCAAAUCAAGAAGCUAAACAAAUGGGUACAUCUCAUCCCUCUAUUGUUCCAUAUCAAGUAUUUCCAACGAAAGAUGGUUUUAUUAUGAUUGGUGCUGGAAAUGAUAAACAAUUUAAAAUUUUAUGCAAUACAAUUAAUUACAAAGAUGAAUUAAUAAUUGAUUCAAAAUUUACUACAAAUUCGGAUCGUUUAUUUCAUCAGGAAAGAUUCAUGAAUGAAACUACUGAUCAUUGGCUAUCUUUAUUAUCUGAUAAGGAAUCAAUUAAUAAUAUUCAGCAAAUUUUUGAACAUCCUCAAAUUCUUGCUCUUGAAAUGAUACAAGAAGUUGAUCAUCCUAAAGCUGGCAAAAUUAAACUAACAGGUAUUCCUGUUAAAUAUAGUAGAGAAGUAUUGAAAAUAAGACCACCACCUCCAACACUUGGACAACAUACACGUGAAAUUUUAACUGAUUUAUUACAUUAUACUAAUGAGAAAAUAGAUCUUUUAAAAGAAACUGGGGUUAUUUAG